CUGGCUGUGAGGGCUCCCAGCGUCCCCUGUUAGCAACGGCAGAGACGACCUCGGAUUUGCUUUUUCACGCCAAAUGUCUCUCACUCCGAGUCGGAAGUCGUCCUCCGUUCAGCGCAGGCGCUCAGUUGGAAUGAGUGGCGGCAGCAGGGGAUGUUCCCAUAGCGACAUGUCCAGUACUUACACCUAUCCCGGCCGGAUGAGGGGUUCUGAUGGUAACCCCACAGCCCGGACCAAUCCCAGCACGCCCAGGCGCCAGACAAAGCACACGGCCUGCAUCAACAACCAUGGUAUCAAAGUCCCGACGCCGGAGCAGUACCUGACCCCGCUGCAGCAGAAGGAGGUCUGCAUCAGACACCUGAGGGCCCGGCUGAGGGAGAACGUGGAGCGACUGCAGCACAGAGACUAUGAAAUAGAAGAGUUGAGGUCCCAGCUGAACAAGAUGCAGGAAGACUGGAUAAAAGAGGAGUGCCACCGCUUGGAAGCCCAGUUAGCUCUGAAGGAGGCCCGUAAGGAGAUCCAGCACCUGCAUGAAGUGGUGGAGUCGGUCAAAUCCAACAUCGGCGUCCAUGAUCAAGACCCUCACGAUUAUAAGCCAUACUCAGGGCUGCAGGCAGUUCGGCCAGGAGGAAAGUCCAGGUCCUGUGGUUGUUCCCCCGCCAGCACCUUGACCCGCGGUUCCACCUUCACCCGCCGGAGCAGCGAGGCUCUGCAACUGGACCGCAAUGCUCCAGAACAGAGCGGGGCACCUCGCUCCACGGGACAAACCCACUUGCUGCUAGAGGCGCCGCUCCUGUCCGAGCAACUGCCCCACCAAGCCCACCACCUUCGGCCCGGACCAGCCAUCUCCCGCUCGGCCACCUGUGAGCAUCUGUGCAGCGGCGGCGGCGUGCUGCCCAUGUCCCACUCCUGCCACUCCCUCAGCAGCAGCUGCAGGUGCGGCGGACACACCUACCUCCCGCAUCAUCACCUGUUCCUUCAUUUACCUCAAGAAGAGCCGCCGCUUUCAGCAGCAACACCAGCCGCCGUCCCGGUCCCGGUCCUGGAGAAGAAACCGGAGGUCCGUUCUCAGGGCUGCAGCCCCACCAUGACCUGGCUGAGCGAGGAGAGCAGCGCCGAACAGCUGAGCGUCAUUUCCAUCGGGAAACCAGAGCUCACCCCUUCAGAUCCACGGUCCAUGUCAACAUCUUUACCUCUGCUGUCUCCUCCAGAUCUCCCUCCCACUGACAAACCCGAGAACGACAGAAAGGUGCUGGCAGGGCCCCACACCUGCCAGCCCAAGCCAGUAGAGCCACUUCCUGUUAGACAGGAAGCUACCGUACUGGAGUUUGACGAGGACGAAGCAGAGGGAAGUGAGGACAGGCGUCCCCCUGAGUUGUCGCACUGGAGCCGCUACUUCCUGGUAGACCUUCUGGCUCUGGCGAUGCCGGUGGUUCCCACCAUGGCGUGGUUGUGCCGGGGGGCGCCACAGGAAGUCCUGCCUGCCUACCACAUCGGCUCCCUGCUGAGAGGCUGCUGUGCUGUGGCCCUCCACUCGCUUCGGCGGCAGGGCGCAGGCCGGGGCAGGCCGACCGCCGACACGAACGGGACAACUUCCGUCUGACUCUUCAAGCCCACUUUUAGAUCAACGGGAAUCUAUUAUGCCAAAUCCACAUUUUUAUGCUUCCAUUUGGGUCUCAUCUGCUUCUAAGAACAACCAAAGCAAUUAAAAAAAUAACAUCCAGAUGUUUCACAAUAAGGCUACGUUCAUAUUGCAGCCCGUAGUGACCCAGUACCGAUUUUUUGUCAAAUCGGAUUUUUUUCACCGUGGUCGUUCACACUUACAAAUAAAUGCGACUUGUAUUAAGGUGACCAUAUUUUCGGGGCGUGCUCCGGUGGCGUAGACGUUAGCGCGCCCCAUGUUUGGAGACCUUCAGUCCUCGACGCGGCCGUCGCGGGUUCGAUUCCCGGACCUGACGACAUUUGCCGCAUGUCUUCCCCUCUCUCCUUCCCCCUUUCCUGUCAGCCUACUAUGAAAAAAGGGACACUAGAGCCCACAAAAGGGACCCCCUGGUGGGGGAAAAAAAAAAAAAAAAAAAAAAGGUGACCAUAUUUUCAUUAGGGAAAACCAGGACACCUUGGAGGGGGAGUUGGGGAAAUCUUUGCAGCAGGCCUAGGUAAUCCUACAAUAACAUAUCGCUUUGGCAUGUUGUUGGCGUACUGACAGCCACGCUAUCUAUCUUCUGAUUAAGAACAGGGCUGCCCGCACUGACGCGGCUCAGGGAUUACGUCACACGCAGCGCUGUGCGCAGUGCCCUAGUGCCCGUAAAUUUAAUGGUCCAAUUAAGGUAAUUUAAAAAACAGGACAUUUCCUCACUUUCUAAAAAAAAACCGGGACAGGACGUGAAAUACAGACAUGUCCCGGGAAAUACGGACGUUUGGUCACCCUAACCUGUAUGUGAUCCCCAGAGUGAACUGCAAGCGACCAGAAAGUCUCUCACAUGCGCAGUAGAGGCGCAAUAACGGCACACAUAGAGAGCGUGCUCGGUGUUUUGCCGACCACCAUAAAGAAGAAGUGCUCAGUGUUCUGAAACAAACAUGGAUGCUAACGGUGGAGCAUAUCUUACGAUUUUGAAGUUGUUGUCCCACCGGAAUCAGCAUAUUAACAACUUAAUCCUCAUUAUCGUCCACCAUGGUUGUUGUUUUUCUUCCCGCUUGAGCAUAUCAGGACACAGAAUAGUGACGUUGGUCGGUUAUCAAUGACGUUCAAAUCGGUUGGAUGAGACCUGGAGGUUAAGGUGACAUAAAAAAAAAAUCUGUUCAGGCUGCCAUGAAAAUAUUAGAUACAGGUAGCAUUACAUCAAAAAAAUAAAAAUAAAAAUCGAAAUUGGGUCACUCCAGGCUGCAGUGUGAAUGCAGCCGAAAUUAACACUUUUAGAGUUUAGAAAACCGUUUCAAAAACCUGCCAUUGCUUAGCAACUCCAGCCCGUUACCUAGCAACCCAGUCAAAGGUUCAGCACAUGGCUACUGACUUACCAGGAAAGAUGUUUGUAUAACGUCUGUUGGCAGCCAUUUUCAAGUGCGAGUCUAAACGUUGAGUUGGGGGCGUGGCCAGCAGCAGCUUGUUUGGAUUUAAAGUGACAGGAGCCCCUAAAGCUGAAUAAUUAUGUGCAAAAAUGUAAUGAACAUUUUUUUUGUAUUGUUCGUAGAUAUAUCCUAACAUGUUCAAGGAAGCUUAAUGGGUCACCUUUAACACCACCAGUCUAACCAUCUGCAGAUCAACUCUGACUUUUAAAUCCCAGUUCCAUGUUGGAUUCCUCCUCAGCUGGUUAGUGACUUAGAAAAAUAAGAAUUAGCUUUAGCAAUAUUGGAGUAUUAUUGAAAUAGUUUAAUCAGUUUUUCAGUUCAAAAAGGGAAUCUCAUCAUACAAUUACAUUUUUAGUUUUGUUUUUUUCAGAUAAUGUUUAUUAUUUUACGGCUUACAGCAAAUGAAAACCCAAAAUUCAGUUUCUCAAUAUUACAUUCGGGAUUUAUGUUUUGACCCACCAGAGGUCUGCACCAUUAACAAACAAAAACCCAUUUUGCCCUCAGUCCAGCAAAUAAAGCCUUUGAGCUUUAAAUGUUAACCUUUUGAAAAAAAGACAACUUCAAUUUUUUAUAAAUACUUAUAAUAGGAGACUUAAACGUUUUAAAGAAGCACAAUUUCACUUCUAGUUGUAGAUUUUAAAACAAAUUAAAAUGUGAAAAUCUAUGCAAAAAGAUGUAAAGAAUAUAAACAACUGCUUUUAGUGUCAUUCUGUUGUGCAAGUUCAAUACAAUUAUUCUAUAGAAAAUUUGGAAAAAAAUACUAAAACAUGCAUUUGUUAGUAUAUUUGAUCAUUUUUAGCUAAAGUCUUAAAGAGCCACUUGUAUCUCCGCAGAGAAUCAUUAACACUGUUCACAGUGAGGAAAAGUCACAAAGAUUAAUUGCAAAAGGAGCCGUUCAGAGUUUUGUAUCCAUGCGUAUUAGAAAGUUCAGUGGAAGAAAAACAUGAACAAGUAUAAUCUUAAAUCUAGCUUGGAAAGUUUUUUUUGCAUGUUUUGGUCAGAUUUCAUUAUAUUUGUUUGACAUUUAGUUAAUUCUUCAUUCUGUUGAUUACUUUAUUUAUGGAGAUGCUGAUUCCAGUUUCCAGCAGGAUUUUGUACCUGUCCACUCUGCUAAAGGUAAAAAAAACAUUCUCUAUUAGUUUUAUCUAAUAUUCAAAAUUUUAUGAGAAACUGAAUCUUAGAUUUCCAUUUUCUCUGAGUCAUAGUCAUCAAAACAACCAAUAUAUUCCUAAAAUAUAUGAUUCUGUUUAAGUGAGUUUUAAACGGAUCGUUAUCAACUUUUCAAGGAUAUUCUGAUUUAUAGAGAGCUGUAAGUGAUCAUCUCCUUUAACAGUCUGCAUGUAAAGCACAGAUUGUUUCCCACCCUGCAUUGGUUUUGGUGACCAACCUUCAGGGCAAAGAUGUACAGUUUAUACAAUUAAAAAUAAUCACAAGUUAAAUACUUCUCUUUUUGUAUCGAGAAGAUUUUAAAAUAGCUUUAAGGAAAUGUUAUCAGUGUUUGAGUGCAACAAAAAGCAAGAAUUCAUCUUAGUUUUAUAAAGUUAAAUCUAAUGUUUUAAAGUAUUUAUACACUUGUUUGCUGCAGGGUUCUUGCUAUAUAUGCUUGCUAUAUAUGGUGUAUGAAGGCCAUUGUAGAAAAAAAAAGGAGUAAAUUUCCAUCUAAAAUAUCAGAAAUUCUGAGUUUAAUAGUAAUUUUCUAGAAAAAAGCUUCAAAAUUAAAAUAAAAAAAAGGGUAUUUCUGAAUUUCAUGGUCAAAAAUCAAAAAAUUUUGUGUUUUCAUUAUCUGUAAGCCAUAAUCAUCAAAAUUACAAUGAAAAAGGCUUAAAUAUUUCACUGUGUAAUGAAUCUAUAUGUUCCACUUUCUGAAAUGAGUCAAAAAGGAUUAAACUUUUUCACAAUAUUCUAAUAUUUUGCCAUGAACCUUUAUAAAGGUUUAACACUGUCUUCAAUGUGCAAUAAUUCAGUCCAGGUUUGACAUUACGCUUCUCUCAACAGCUAUAAAAUCCUUCAAAAUGCUCUUUUUGUCUUUCAAAGUGUAGAAUAAAGUAUUUUAUGAACCUUAAACUGUGCUAUAAAGAAUUUGUUUUCUAGAAAUGAAGAAUAAAACGGAGUCUGGAGUUUUAAAAUGAUGAAACAGCGACUUACCAAGUGCGAAAAGAUAGGGGGCGCACUUUCCCCGAGAGCCAGGAUAUAAAGCCACAACGAACAGGUAACGUUUUGUUUCCUGAAGUUGCCUGCAGUUUCAACGUUUAGAGUUUUGAGUUCCUGAAACUGAAAUCAAACUUUUGUCAAACUAAUAAACUAAUCAUUUAUUACAUCUAGUAAAAGUAUAUUUAAGAGAUUCGACCAAACACACAAUAACUUCACAGAAAGUUUCUUCACAUGAAGAAAAUGCUACAUUUUCUGAAUAUUGUAACCAAUAUUUUCCAUGAUUACCAUGUCAUCACCCACUUAAUACACCGGUCAUACGGCACCAUAAAGUUAGCUCAAUAUGUUGUUAAACUGAAAAAAAGUUUUGAAACUAAUUUGAAGAAAAAAAUUACAACUGGAAAAAUAAUUGGAACCCUGAAAAAAAAAAAAAAAAAGUUUUGAAACUGUAGAGUUUUGAAAAUUAAAAGAAAAUAACUCCUUUCUAGAUUUGUUUUCCCCCUCCAUUUCAGUUUUUUCCUUUUAGCUUUCUGGCCCCAAUUUAGUUCCAUACAGAUUCUAUCCAACAGACCUAACACAUAUUUACCAUGUAGUUACUUUAAAUAUUCUGUUAUGCAAAUAAAUAUAGAGCCACAUAAUGCAUUGCAAUUGUUAUAGCAAAUUCUGUAGUAAUAAUUGAGAUUUUAUAUGUGCAGCUCUAAUUAGGAAAAUACAUUUUUCUGCUUUAAGAUUUAAAACUGGAUCUAUCAAAUCCUGUAUGACGUGUCGACACCAUUUCAUCCUUUUAAGAGCAAAGUAGCCUAAUAAACUGGACUUAAUAAAAUUACCCAAAUCUUUUUUUUAAAAGAGAGAAGAAACCACAAGUGUUCAUUAAAAAAAAUAAAAAAUUUGAUUAAUGCAAGAAAAUAUUGCUCCUUAAGAGUGAAAUACUUCAGAGUUAAAAUCUUUAAAAAGUCAUUUAGAUAUUAUAAAUCUCACAUAAGAGCUGUCCUUUUUUAUGCAAUUAUUCAAUGCUAUGUAUAUUUGUAAUUAAGAUAUGCAGAAGAUAAAUAUUUUAUCUUUACUGGUUUCUAUAUUUUUUCAUUAUCACAAAGAAGGAAAUGUUGAAAAUUGCUUCUGUUCCUACAAGAAAUCGAAGCAACAAAAACUUUAAGGUGAGAUUUAGUAGCAGCAUGAAAGUUUCAGUGUUCAGAAAAGUGCAAUCCAUGAGACGGUUUGAGCAGUCUGAGAACAUUUUAUUGCAAAAUAUGGUUUGUUUAUGGUUCACUUAAUAUUGCAGUUGUCCAACUUUUGUAUCCAAAGCAAAAAAAAAUUCAAUAUUCACAAAUGUGCUUCAACACUGCUGCCCAUAAGGUUGGAAUACAUUAUUAUUAUUUUUUUUAAUCGGUUUUCAUGUAAAUGUGAGAUUUAUGAUUAUUUUUCAAAAUGUUGUUGAUCAAACUCUUAGAAAUGCACCAGAGUGAUGAUAAAAAGUAAAUUGUCUAAAAACUAAAAUGUUUCCGUCUUUAUGGGCAUCGGCGUGUAUUUGAGAUUUAAAAUGGCACAUUAAUCACCUUGUUUCCUUUUGGUAAAUAAGAAGCUUGUUUCCUUUAUUUCAUGUUUGUUUUUACUGUGCUGUAACACCAUUAAAUAACAUUUUAUAAAUGAGGAAAAGCAAAGCAUUGUGAUAAAACUGUGCACAAGAAAGCAUUCCUUUGGGUAAAAUGACUCCUUAAGAUCCUCGGAAAAAGCAACAGAAGCAGGCCUAACCUUGUUUGUUUUUUUAAUUGUAAACAUUACACAAAUUCAGUCACUUUGAAAAUUAUGCAAAAAAAAUAA
Messenger RNA from Gambusia affinis (western mosquitofish), 7029 nucleotides. RefSeq names its product syntaphilin (gene snpha). The record is from RefSeq and is a predicted model, not a curated record. The transcript is spliced from 4 exons. Gene Ontology annotation, biological process: neuron differentiation. The coding region runs from base 74 to 1600 and encodes 508 amino acids. Lineage: Eukaryota; Metazoa; Chordata; Actinopteri; Cyprinodontiformes; Poeciliidae. Gene Ontology annotation, cellular component: cytoplasmic microtubule; mitochondrion.